AUUAUUCUCUCCAGUCUAUGUACUUGACGUACGUUAUUGAACUAUAGCAAGGCAGUUUAUACAUACCACACGUCUACGGCCUGUCUAUCUUUGAGACAGCUUCUUUUGCACCGGAGAGCGACACUAUUCGAACAACUAUCAUAAGACAAAAUGGAGUACUUACAAGAUAACAUUCUCCCCUCUCUUCGCACCUACUCAAUCCUCCUCUUCCGUAAAACCUUCUCAACCAUCACCUCGCCCAAAGAGGCGGACCAGCUUCUUUCCAACCUCCAACAAGACUAUCUCGAACCAUACCUCAUCAUGCCGCUUGCAAACAUCUUGGACUCUUCGUCAGCCGCAUUCUCAUCCGCAAAUAUUCUAUCGUUCCUCACACUCCUGGUGACGUUUUACAUAUCCCUUCGCGUACUGGAUUAUGCGCGGCGAGUGAUUAUGUUUUGGGUUAUACUCAUAUUGCGAUUGACAUUCUGGGCUGCUGUGAUCAGCAUCGGGGUGUAUGUUUAUAAUGUUGGUGUCGACAAGGCUACGCAGGAUGCGGGUUGGUUUUGGGGUAUUGCGCAGGGAUUUUUGGAGGAUUUGGUAGCUAAUAAUGCUAAUACGGAGUCGACGGCGGGGCGUCAGUAUUAUGGUGGUAGUGGUGGAGGAUCGCGUGGUUAUGGCAUUAAAGGGAGUGCUGGGAGGAGUUCGGGGUAUUGGCAUAAUAGUAACCGACGGGCCUAGAUCCCAUCUGAGUGAAGCUGUUGGAAUUGGAGCUUUGAGAGAAGUGCAUCAAGGGUUUUACAUAUGUGUUCGGUUCAACCGGUUGGCUGA
This is a messenger RNA of Talaromyces stipitatus ATCC 10500, 807 nucleotides long. RefSeq lists its product as uncharacterized. The record is from RefSeq and is a predicted model, not a curated record. Lineage: Eukaryota; Fungi; Ascomycota; Eurotiomycetes; Eurotiales; Trichocomaceae. Bases 151 to 717 code for a protein of 188 amino acids. The transcript is spliced from 2 exons.